Astyanax mexicanus (Mexican tetra) is the source of this 6612-nucleotide messenger RNA. RefSeq names its product transmembrane protein 132E (gene tmem132e). The record is from RefSeq and is a predicted model, not a curated record. The transcript is spliced from 9 exons. Bases 696 to 3902 code for a protein of 1068 amino acids. Lineage: Eukaryota; Metazoa; Chordata; Actinopteri; Characiformes; Acestrorhamphidae.
CGCAGUGUCUGCUUCAACAUGUCCAGAGGGAGAAGAUAAAUGGAGUAGGGGAGUUUGUAGUCGGGCUGGUGUCGAUGUCCUGGGAGGCCCGUGCUUUUGCAGGAACACUUGCUAGAAGCUAAAGUGGUGAUUAUAGGACCGGGGCAAGGUGUGGCGAGACAGGGCGGUGUCUGGGCUUUUGUCUCCGGCUGGGAGGAGUGACUAGAGCUGCUAGGAGGAGUCAAGCUCGAGCAGGAGUCACGCCGGCCGAGAGCAGACUGGCUUAGUUGAGAGAGUGACUGAGAGAGUGACUGACUGAGUGUGGGAUGGUGGGUGGACUAUACCAUGCUGGAAUACAGAGGAUGGUACAAGGACUUCACAGCAGGUUACACGACUCUACCUACAGUGGAAUAGCUUUCCUGGGAAUUGUAACAUGGCUGGAUUACAACUAAGAAGGAGCUUUUAACUUGGAUAACAACUUGGAUACCUUUUAAACUUUCAACAAGCCUUGUUUUGGGAAUACUACUACUUCUUUUUCUGGUGUUUUCCCUGAUUGCCCAAGCCUACGUUUUAAGGUUUUAAGUUUUUAAGUUUCGCAACCUUUGGUUAAAUCAAAUCCUUUUGGAGAUACUCCUUCCCUUUUUUUUCAUGGAUAUUUUUUCACCAAGGCUGUGAGUGUGUUUCAGCUGGGCUUGACUGCAGAGCACUGCUGUAAUAUGGGACACUUUGUUGCUCUACUGGACUGGAAAGACAGGCCAUGGCUCCCAUUCCUAGCGGUUCUGAUAAUUGCAGGUAAGGUUUCCGUCAACAGCUCCGAUGCCCUCCCCAGUGACCCCGCUGCUAGCGCCACCUCCAGCCCUCCAGAUAUAUACCUCCCAGCCAGCUUCAAGCUUUCAAACACCCAACUGGCCUUCUUCCUCAAAGAGAGCCGAGCCCCAGCCAGGGGUGGCUCCGGAGGCCACCCACUGCAGCACUCAGAAAGCUUUGUUGUCUUUCAGACCAAGGAGUUACCCUCAGUCAACAUCUCCCUGGGCCCUUUCACCCAGGAUCAGACCCUUUCCAAAGACCUUUUGCAGCCAUCCAGUCCUUUGGACAUCCCUGGUCGGCUAACCGUCAACUGGAAAGUUCGGGCUUUCAUUGUGCAGUCCAGGGUGUUUGCGAACAACCCGAUCGUCCAGGUGCUGUUUUACAUCGCAGGUCGUGACUGGGACGACUUUAAGGUCCAGGACAAGCUGCCUUGCGUAAGGCUGCACGCCUUCCGAGAUGUUCGGGAGAUCAAGACCUCUUGCAGGCUCCAGGGAAAUCUGGCUCAGUGCUUGGCUCAACUGGACCUUCCUUCCACCUGGUUCAACGUCAAUGUAGCCCCUUUGGGUCGGAGAAAGUCCUCCGUGUCUGACGGUCUGGAGAUGACUGGGGAGACCCUUCAGGUGGAGCUUUACUACACCCUCCAUGAUCCGGAUAGCAAAGGGGAGUGUGGGGAAAGUUACAGCAGAAGAGGAGGAGGAGGAUCUAGGGGCGAGGGCUCGUCCCAACAACCUCUACUUAGGAUAGGGAGCAUCAGCCUGUACCAGCCCAGCCAAGAGCAACUGGUGGUGGACAAGCAACUAGACAAGAACCUCUUCUUAAGGCUGCCUGACAAGCCGUUGAAGCCUGGCGAGAUUCUCAGCAUCUUGCUGUUCUUGGUGCCAAACUCAACAGUGGAGCAGUUCACACUCAAGGUGAAAGCGAAGAAAGGGGUAAAUCUACUCAAUACCGUGCCGAAGAGCAACCAGUGGGACGUACGGUGGGACGUACUUGCAGGGGCCAAGCAUUCUAUCGCUACAGUGGAAGUUAACAAGAUCCGUGGGGUCCCUGGGGAUGUGGCGGCCAACAUCGAAGUCAUGCAGCUGAAUUUUGAGAUGGAGAACUUUACCAGCCAGUCGGUGACCAGGAGAAUCAACUGGAACAUUGAUUACCGGGGACAGAACCCACCCCCAGAUUCAGACAAGGUGGUGACGGAGCUCACAGUGGUUCAGAAGGAUAUUCAGGCCAUUAUACCACUGUCAAUGGACACCGAGAUCAUCAACACGGCCAUUCUCACUGGCCGCACCGUCGCCAUCCCGGUCAAGGUUGUCUCCAUAGAGAUGAGUGGCACAGUCACCGACAUUUCAUCCUCUGUGGAGUGCAAGUCGGCCAACGAUGACAUCGUUAAGGUAUCCGUGAACUGUGACUAUGUAUAUGUGAACGGUAAGGAAACGAAGGGUUCAAUGAAUGCUCGCGUGAUCUUCAGCUACGAGCACCUGAACGCACCGCUGGAGCUGACCGUAUGGGUCCCCAAACUACCCCUCCGCCUGGAGCUCUCAGAUAACCGCCUGGCCUUCAUCAAGGGCUGGAGGGUCCCCAUCCUGCCAGAUCGCAGGUCAGCCCGCGACAGUGACGACGACGACGAGGAUGAUAAGAAAGUGAGCCGGGGCUGCACGCUGCAGUUCCAGCGGGCCCAGGUGAAGGUCCUGACCCAGUUCCACACCACCUCCACAGAGGGCACCAACCAGGUGAUCACCAUGCUGGGGCCAGACUGGCAGGUGGACGUCACUGACCUGGUGCAGGACUCGCUGAAGGUAGUGGACCCCCGGGUGGCUGAACUGGUAGACCGUACUGUGCUCGUGGCUCUGGAACAGGGCUCCACCUCCCUGAAGGUUGAAUCUCCACUGGCAGUAGAGGCUGUGUUGGGGGAGGCGCCUUUCUCCGUGGUGGACGAUAAAGUGUCCAUAGUGGAUCUGCGUGUCCAUGCCAUCUCCGGACUCACCCUGAGUCUCCAGCCCAGCCCUGGCAAUAGCCACACCAUGGUUGCCAAGGCAACUGGCUUACAGACUCUCUCCGCUCUCAAGCAGGAGGCCAGCCUCUCUAUCUGGGUGUACUACAGCGACAAUACGGCUGCUCCGCUCAGCAUAUACGACCCUAAGGACUACAACCUUAACGCUUCUACUGUAGACGACAAGGUGGCCUCCAUUUCCCAGGAGCCUCAGCAGAGGUGGCCUGUCGUUGUUGCGGAAGGUGAAGGGUCUGGAGAGAUUGUGCGUGUAGAGAUGACUAUAUGCGAAGCCUGCCAGAAGACCAAGCGAAAGAGUGUGAUUGCCUAUUCUCCGGUUCAUGUUAAGGUGCGUUUUGGAACUGAGGAAGAUUCUGAGGAAGAAGUAGAACCAGAGACUGAUGUGUCGGUCAGUACACAGAUCAGCAUAACCGAUCCAAAUAUCGAUGCCGGCUACGAACCAUCCAACGAGCAACCCGCCAGCGUCCCAAUCGAUUACACCAAUUUCCCCACCAUCAGCAUCCCGGAGCAACCGACCGAGGAGGAAGAUGAUGACUUUGUGCCUUCACCUCGUAGCAUGACUGACCUGGAGAUCGGCAUGUAUGCCCUUCUUGGAGUAUUCUGCCUGGCCAUUCUGGUGUUUCUAAUCAACUGCAUCGUAUUCGUCCUCAAGUACCGGCACAAGCGCAUCCCGCCCGAAGGCCAGGCCAACAUGGACCACUCGCACCACUGGGUGUUCCUUGGCAACGGGCAACCCUUGCGAGCCCAGAGUGACCUUUCCCCGCAGACGGUGGAGAGUCCAAGUAACCCCUUGGAAGGGGUACAGACUUGCUGCCAUGGAGACCACCACAGCAGUGGAAGCUCUCAGACCAGCGUCCAAAGCCAGGUUCACGGCCGGGGAGAUGGCAGUUCCGGCGGCUCCACCAAGGAGCCCGGGGAAGAAGCCAGCUCGCCCACGUCCAAGCGCAAGCGUGUCAAAUUCACCACCUUCACCACACUGCCCACAGAGGAGCUGCCCUACAAUUCCAUCCCAAUAGCUGACGAGGAGGACAUCCAGUGGGUAUGUCAGGACAUGGGCUUCCAAGACCCAGAGGAACUGCAUGACUACAUGCGCAGGAUAAAAGAAAUCGCCUAAUGUGGCGGCUAGGAGUUUUCUAAAAGACCUUUCCUUUCUAAUUCUAAUUCUCUUCUUUUCUUCUCCCCUCACUCUAGUGGAGUUAUCUUUUCACACGAACGAAGGAGUGACCGAGGCCUACUGUCCUGUUUCUUUGAAGGGUCGUAUUUGCACAGUGCCGUUUCCCUUCCGAACGUGUUGGAACAGCUGCGAAAGAGACUGCGAACCUACAAAAAUAGACGGGAAAGCCAAAAAACAAGACUAGAAGAUCUUUACUUUGCUAGCACAAAAUGGCUUCAGUGUUGCGUGUCGUCAUAACUCAGGCGAAGAGGGCAUCUCCUAAGGGAAACCCGUUUUGAGUUCUGAGCAAACGGUGUCACGACGGAUUCCUCGAGCGCUCAGUCAUCCUCUUAAGGAGGAGGCAUGGGGUCACCCUGCUGUGGACAGGAACUUUCUCAGAGGAACUCCACGAGUCUUUGGCACUGUGUCCGUGGUUUUAUUUUCUCUUUCUCUCUCUCUCUCUCUCUCUUUCGAACAUCCGAGUAUUCUUCUCCAACAAAGAGGCCUUUGUAGUGCAGAUUUUAAUUUUACUCAGAGAAAAAAGUGUUCGAGAGGUGCCACUCUCAUGCCGCCACUGGCAGCUUACAGUUCUGCUACGGUAAAUGUCAAAGGCGGUCAUUAGGACACAGAUACUAUUGAUUUUGAUUUCUUUUUUUCUCACCAAUGUUGAAAAACACUAAAUGGUUGUCUCUCCUUCCCCUUUUUUAGCAUCGUCUUUGAGCAACACCUCUCUUUAGUUCGCUCCCUUCCAGAAUACUUACUUUGUCAUACGUCUGUAGCAUUUUCAUACUAAAACCUAGCCUACUUUUUUGGAUGACGUCACUUAUUCACUCAUUCCCCUGGUUAAGUCAGAUGCCUUAUUAAACGAAUCCUAUCAAUCGCAGUCUCUGUUUGUGUUGACACCAUAUUUGUUCCCAUCGCUCUGUGUCAUCAUAGGGGGUAGGGGGGGGUGGCUAACCCUCCAAACGACUUUGUGUAUCCCAAUUUGGCGUCAGCAGCGAGAAAGGCAGCAGCUUCUACAUUGUAACAUGAAAUAUCUUCUCCGGCAUUCAUAUGCAUGAAAGGAGAAGCUCGAGGCACAAUCAGCUGUUUUUGUUUUUUCUCCCCCUAAAUUUGUAAAUGUUUGUAUUAUGAUAAUUAUUACCUAAACAUGCAUUAAUAUCAAUAGAGGACAUGUUACCAUGCAUUUACAUGCAUGCGGUGUCAGCCCAACCCUCCAGCAUCGUCCCCUUCCUGUGUACAUACCAUAUUCUGCUUAAUUAUUUCUACUCAGGCUCAUUGCCAUUGCGAUUCUCAGUCACCCCUGAGAGAGGCUGGAUGCCAGACAAGUGCUUGUCAUUCAUUUGGAUCUCGUUUUGUUACUCUUUUUUUUUUUUUUUUUUUUUUUCGUUUUCUUUAUUUUUAACGUCCCAACGGUUCACAUCCCAGGAUAACAUAAAAAAAGGAACUCUAAUUAAACACGCAAAACCUACUUGAACACGUGCAGGAUGUGGAAUUCUGUGUGUAGCAAAUACGUAUAAGAUCCAUAUUAUUGUCACUGAGUUGUAUGCUAAAUUUUCUGUACAUAUUCUUUCACACUUAUUUAUACACGUAGGUUUCCUUCCCUUUUUUUUAUAUUGUUUUUUAUAUAUAUAUAUUGAGCACUGGCUGUGAAGACUAGAAGAAUCUCAGAUACACAUUAUUAUUACGCCUGACUUUUUACACUAGUAAAUGCCAGUGGGGUUUGUAAGUGGAAAUGCCACAUUACUUACUUACUACAUGUUUUAUAAAUAUAUACGAGAUCUAUUUCUGAAGACUUUAGUUUUUUAGUUAUUUACAGUUAUGUUUUAGUUAUUAUCAAACCAAUAAUUCUCAAACUUGUUUUAGGGGUUUUUGUUUUUUUUCUCUAGGGCACAUUAGGCUCACUGUAAGCAAUGAAACUGUCAUUUACUAGUGUAGAAACCUUUGGAAGGGGAAAGUUUUAAGAUGUUUGAUUAAUGACUUGAUUUAAAGACUGAUUUAAAGAUUGAGAGUUGCUAAUCAUGCCAAGGAUGGUUUAAUAUAGCUGCAGUCUCUUCUGUUUUUUUUCAGGGCACAGUAAAAUCUCCUGAAGUCAUAAAUGCAUACAUUUCUCUAUUAAGUAUAACUUGUAGCUUGUUCACGUAGGCACAUUAAUCAUUUUAAAACAGUAGUCUGACACAUGUUUCUUUAUUUAUUGCCUUCUUACAUCCACUGUUCUUAAGCGUAGGUCCACUGCACUUCAAGGCCACAAUUACAGAGGACCCACUACUGACCCCUGCCUCACCUCACCUCACACAUCCUAUUCUGCCUUAUUGUAUGAUUUACAUCACUCCCCAUUCUUUUUAAUGUGAGGUUUAUUUUAAAUAAAACUCCCAAUAAAGGUUGUGUGUUGAAAUGGCAAUGGAUUUGUACAAAAACAGGCCCACAUCUGUUUGAUUUUUUGUUUUUUUUUGUAUCCAAAUGAAACUUUUUCUUUCAUUUCAGUGUUUCAUAUGUUAAUGGGAUUGUCUGGUUAAAAAUCAAAUUUACACUAUUUUAUUUUUUUUAAUCACCACAGUUGUAGCUGAUUAGCAGAGACAUGUUUGGCUGUUAGCUUAUUUAGCUUAUUUAGUUGUGCACUAGAUCUCCGAGGCUAAUGUUGCUAGAAAAUGAAAAAAAAAAAACACAAGAA